Messenger RNA from Cetraspora pellucida, 133 nucleotides. The record is from the annotation of a GenBank genome assembly. Lineage: Eukaryota; Fungi; Glomeromycota; Glomeromycetes; Diversisporales; Gigasporaceae.
AUGCAGUUGCAUUUUAUUGAUAAGCAAGAUGGUAUAGAAGUAGUAUUAAAAAUAUUGGGCAUUAGCUUAGAAGAGAAGAAUGAAAUAUCAGAUAUAGAUAAUAAUACCAAAAGACCUCGAAUAAAACAAGCUA